CUCGCAGACAAAACGUAGCAAUAGCACGGCAAUACGAUCAUCAUCGCCAAGUUGCGGAUAUGUGUGCUGUUUGUUGAGUUCGUUUUUUAGUGUGUGUUUUUUAUAAUCAAGUUACCGAUAAUUCGGGUAUUUUAGCUUUCUAAAAUUGAACUUAAAUUUUCGUAUAUUUUUGGAAUAACUCAAUUUUAAUUAGCUUUUGUCUUAUGGAUGUGAAGAUGAUGAAUGUGUCGUAAUUCCCUCGGAAGGAAACCAGUUUCUCUGGAGAAGUUAACAUUAAAAUUACCGAUCUAGUAAACGAUCAUUAGAUAAACAUGGAUUAUUCAAAGAUGCAAGAUCCAUCUAUUAAUACCUAUCCGAGCGUGCCUGUAGAAUUUCCUAGUUCCAGCAUGAAAAAUGAAUUGAUAAAAGAAGAUCAUGCUGGACCGACCAACAAAAGAAAACCAACUAAUGUGGAAUUUUUAGUAGUGUUCGGUAUCACCGUUGCGAUAUGGCUAUUAUUGAACUUCUACUGCAUGUGCAACGGAGAUUUAAGUCGACUCGAUACAAAAUCUUUGCAAAAUGGAACUACAACCAAUGACUUUAAGGAAUUUGCGACGAAUAUUAGAAAUGCAUCCGGUGAAAUAUACCUGGCGUGUUCAUCUGCUGUGGUACUCUCUGCAUUGCUGAUUGUGUUAUUCCGUCGUUUCGCCGGUACGAUUGUAUGGUUCGUUGUAGGACUUGUGUUGACGGUGAUGGGUAUCAGCACUGUGGGUGCAUGGUAUGGAUUUUUCAUCAAUUCAGUCCAAACGGCAGAUAAAGGUAGUAAACUCACGCUGGAUAACGAAAGUGAUGACAAUGCUAGUGCUGGUGUACUCGUUGGGGCGGUUUCUAUCACUUUUUUUACGUUGAUUAUUGCGGUGUUGAUUUAUGCGAUUCGUAAACACAUCCGUUUGGUUAUUCGACUAUUUAAAGAAGGUGGUAAAGUAACUCAAUCGAUGCCUUUAAUUUUGGCCCAGCCGUUUGUGACAUUCGUGGUGUUGAUCAUCGUGCUAUUCCUCUUCGUGUACUUUGCGCUUUGGAUUGAAAGUUCGGGAUUUCCUCAAACAAAUGAAAAUGGCGUCGUAGAGUAUGAGAAAAAUGAUUUAAUGAAUUUCGCUGCUAUAUUCAAUGUACUGGUGGUUUGGUGGAUUGUUCAAUUUGUUAUCGGCUGUCAAAAUAUGGUUAUUGCUGGAGCAACAGCAACUUGGUAUUUCACUAGGGAUAAAACUCGCGUUAACAAUGCAAUAAGAACAAGUUAUAGAUACUUGCUGAAGUACCAUCUGGGUAGCGUCGCGUUGGGUUCAUUGAUCAUCACAACCAUUCAAAUUUUACGUAGAUUUUAUGAGGCUACCAUGAGGAAAAAUGCUCGUAACAUAAUCGGAUGUCUGUUGAGUUGGUUGUUGAAAUAUAUCGAAAGGUUCUUCACCUUCUUAACCAGAAACGCCUACAUUGAAAUUGCUAUUUAUGGCGAUGGGUUUUUCGUAUCUGGAAAACGAGCUUUUCAAGUUUUGACCAACAACGCGAUUAAAGUAGCUACCAUUAAUUCGGUCGGCGAUUUCGUCAUGGUGUUGGGCAGAUUAUUGGUUACUGGUCUCGCUGUCUUGAUUGGAUUUUUACUUUUGCAGGGAAGGAGUGAUAUUACGAAUAGUGCUUAUCCUUUGGGUGUCAUUGCCAUCGUUUCGUUCGCCAUAGUUCACGCGUUCAUGUUGGCAUUUGAGAUGAUCGUCGAUUCCGUAUUUAUCUGUUUCUGUGAAGACUGUGAUAUAAAUGAUGGGGUUCAACGUCCGUAUUAUAUGAGCAAAGAAAUGAUGGUAUUCAUGAAUAAAGAAGACCCGAAAGUAUUGAGAGUCGGCGAUGCAGCCGCUGAAUAACUUUGAUAUACAAUACAUAUAUUUUUUUUUACUUUUUUAAAACAAUUUUAUUCUCAGAAGUAUUUUUUAUUUUUAAUUUUUUUGUUCUAUAUGCCUAGCUACUUAUCCUCUCGUGUGAUUUUUUUUCAUUUUAUUUUUGUUUCAAUUACCUACUUUCUUUUUAUUGUUCUGUUUCUUUUUUUUUUUUUUGGUGAACGAAUUUGUAUUCUUUACAUACUUAUCAAUACUCGCGUUAUCAACUAUCGUACGUAUUUCAAUUCUGGAGAUUUUUCUCUGUUUUUUUAAAUGCAUUUAUUUAGUGAUAUUUUGUAAUAGUCCUAAUGCGGUAUUAUUCGAUCCGCGUGAUUGAUCAUUUUUGUUUUUAAUAAAUUAAGAUUUUAAAAUAAUUGUAGGAUACCUACAUGAGAAAGAUUUUGAAUAAAGUUUUGAGAAUUGAA
This is a messenger RNA of Planococcus citri (citrus mealybug), 2326 nucleotides long. RefSeq names its product choline transporter-like protein 1. Lineage: Eukaryota; Metazoa; Arthropoda; Insecta; Hemiptera; Pseudococcidae. Gene Ontology annotation, molecular function: transmembrane transporter activity. The coding region runs from base 312 to 1889 and encodes 525 amino acids. The record is from RefSeq and is a predicted model, not a curated record. Gene Ontology annotation, biological process: transmembrane transport. The transcript is spliced from 14 exons.